CGCGGAUCCUCAUGGUAUUUGGUUGAUUAUUUUAUUUUUGAAUUGAGUUUGAAAUUAUUAUUAAACAAAAACAUAAGCAAUUAAACGCAAUAUAUAAAAAUGGGAAAAGCUAAAAAAAAGUCACAUCCGAAAAAGCGCACAGCCGCUUUCAAAGGGAAAGAAGCGAGUGAACUUGUGGAGGCACCACAUUCUUUUAUAAUACAUCGUGGGCUAUCCUGUCCAUAUAUAACUGAUUUAACAUUGGAUUUUCGUAAAAUCAUGGAGCCGUUUACAGCAUCUCAGCUAAAGGAAAAGAAAAUUAAUCGUAUUAAGGAUUUUGUUGCAAUGAGUGGCUUUUUUCAUAUCUCACAUAUGUGCAUUUUUAAUAAAGCCUCUUCACAGUUGUCGUUCAAAGUGGUACGAAUGCCGCGUGGUCCUACAUUAACAUUUAAGGUACACCAAUUCACCUUAGCGCGCGAUGUACUCUCAACUAGUAAACGACAAUUUGUAGACGAAGACAUGUUCAAACACUCGCCACUUGUCAUUAUGAAUAAUUUCACAGGUGAUGGCAAACAUCUGAAAUUGAUGGCCAGCACGUUUCAGAAUAUGUUUCCAGCCAUCAAUUUAGCGCAGGUGAAUAUUGCCACAAUUCGUCGAUGUGUACUAUUCUCAUAUACACCGGAUACAAAUUUAAUAGAGAUGCGCCAUUAUUCCAUACAUGUGGUACCGGUUGGCUUGACGCGCGGUGUUAAAAAACUUGUCAUGGGCAAAAUACCAAAUUUAUCUAAAUGUGAAGAUAUUGCCGACUUCAUAAUGCAAGACGGUGGUGCUUCUGAGUCUGAAAUGGAAGAUGAUGAACAAUCCCAAGUAGUUCUGCCACAAACGCUUAAAAGAAAGGGUAAUUUAGAGGACAAUAAGUCGGCUGUUCGUCUUUAUGAAAUUGGCCCACGGCUAACAUUACAACUAAUGAAAAUUGAGGAAGGUUUACUUACUGGUGAAGUACUCUAUCAUGACCACAUAGUAAAGACGGAAGAAGAAAAAGAAGCGUUACGUAAAAUGAUUGAGAAGAAACGUAAACUCAAAGAGUACCGUAAGAAGGUACAGGAAGAAAAUCGUUCACGUAAUUUACGUGCAAAAGAAGAAUCUGCGGGCAAACGUAAAAAAUCGAGAAGCGAAGCUGCUGCCAUUGGGGAUGAAACAAAAGAAGAUAGUGAACCCGAAGAUGAUAAGGAAUAUUAUAAGGAAGAAGUUGGUGAAGAACCUGAUGAAGAACUUUUUAAAGAUGAAAGCAAAACACGAAAACGCGCCAGUUUGCCUUCGAGUAUGAAAUAUAAAAACAAAAAAAUCAAAAAAGCGCAAGAAAAAAAGAAGUAAUUGUAACCAAAUAUAUUUUUGCUUAUUAAAAAAAAAUAUCUACUAUAUAUGUUUUAAGAAUCAAAAUUCUUUACUCGUAAAUAUAUGUAUUUAUAACUUCUAGAUUACAAAAA
Ceratitis capitata (Mediterranean fruit fly) is the source of this 1466-nucleotide messenger RNA. RefSeq names its product protein Peter pan (gene ppan). Gene Ontology annotation, biological process: ribosomal large subunit assembly; rRNA processing. Gene Ontology annotation, molecular function: rRNA binding. NCBI's taxonomy places the organism in Eukaryota, Metazoa, Arthropoda, Insecta, Diptera, Tephritidae. Bases 100 to 1353 code for a protein of 417 amino acids. The transcript has 5 exons. Gene Ontology annotation, cellular component: preribosome, large subunit precursor. The record is from RefSeq and is a predicted model, not a curated record.